Messenger RNA from Babesia bovis T2Bo, 1490 nucleotides. RefSeq names its product mRNA capping enzyme catalytic domain family protein. The coding region runs from base 181 to 1410 and encodes 409 amino acids. Gene Ontology annotation, biological process: 7-methylguanosine mRNA capping. NCBI's taxonomy places the organism in Eukaryota, Apicomplexa, Aconoidasida, Piroplasmida, Babesiidae. Gene Ontology annotation, molecular function: ATP binding; mRNA guanylyltransferase activity. The transcript has a single exon. The record is from RefSeq and is a predicted model, not a curated record.
CAGCGUUAUAACACAAUAAGAUUCUCGUCCGUUGAAUUCUGAACUAUUACAUACAAGGGUCAAUUAUAAUAACAUUAAAACCUCAAUAAAAGGUAAAGACGAGCGAUAGACAGGAUGCAACCAUCCAGUUAUGUCCGUGGUAAUACUACGAUGCAACUCUAGUCUCAAUUGUAUAUAUAAAUGGAUACGCCAGAAACAGAUGUAGCACCAAAGUCGCUAAUGCGCAUGCCGGGAGAUUGUAUACAAAUUGAAGAAGAUCGAGAUAAAGUACUGAAAAGGGUGAGACAACUCUUAGGAUGGAAGCAUGACACCUUUCCAGGAGCACAACCGGUAUCGUUAACACGGAAUGACCUGCAGCUUCUCUUCCGUAGCGACUAUGUUGUAUGUGAAAAAACAGACGGUAUUAGGGCGCUGUUGCUGGCUGCUUCUGGUGCUAUAUAUCUUAUAGGAAGAGAUGAGGGGGUAUACCACGUGCCAGUUAGGCUACCAGUACGUGGCAACUUAACAGAAUCGCAACAAAUAACACUCUUGGAUGGAGAAAUCGUAUUGGAUACAGUUGAAAUAGAUGGCAUCGAGACACAGCAACCAAGGUUUAUGUGCUAUGACGGUAUAUAUGUGCAACGAAGAUCACUCAAGGAAUUGAACUUUCUCGAAAGAAUAUCGAUUGUCUAUACCGAUGUCAUACAACCAUAUGCUAAGUCAAUUAAAUCGCAAAAUGCAAAGCCGCCACUGACCAUAUACCUCAAGGAUUUCUUUGAUAUAUCACACAUCACGCAUAUUGAAAAUCUAGCACAGCAGUUGCCGCACGUAAGUGACGGUCUCAUUUUUACUCCUGUGAGGUUACCAUAUUUACCGGGUACGUGCAACAAGCUGCUGAAGUGGAAACCUCCGCAUCUAAAUACCGUUGAUUUCAGUGUAGAUGUUCUGUAUGAUGAACAUAAGACACCAAGGUUGGUUGAACUGUUCGUAAUGUUAAAGGGCACACGCGUGUUCUAUAAUGAAUACUUGGCUCCAUACGGGGAAGUAUAUCGACAUAUACUAUCGAUGGCUAUUAGCAACAAGAUUACCCAGCUUAUCGUGGAAUGUUCUUGGAUCACAGACGCAAGAAUUUGGACUUUCAUCCCAAAGGUUAAACCACGUAAAGACAGCGUGAUCAAUAGCAUGAAUGAUGGAAGGGCAGAUUACGAUUUUGACAAUGGAACGUGGGUCCAGGGUGGAUGGUACGCCGAACGUAUACGUGAUGAUAAAAAGUUGCCAAACAGCCUCCAUGUUGUCGAUAGUGUAAAAUCCAGUAUUGAGGACGAUAUCACUCUGCAGAUGCUGGUGGAAGAAUUUGCUCUAUUUCAUAAAAACGGGAAAAUACCACUAUACAAUAAGUGCAUAAUGCCAGAGGGGUACAGCGUAAAAUAAUGCUGGUGCCCUUUUCUGUGAAUGCAUCUAAAGUACAUCACAAAACACCUGUAUUCGGUUUACCAGGGACAAAAAUUAUA